UAAUGGGGGGUGGGGAAUGGGGUACACUUGUGCAAUUAGAGAAAUUGAAUGUGCAAUUAGAGAAAUUGAAUCCCCCCAUUCGCACGGGAGGAAGAACAACCAGCAGCCGACGUCCUAUUUCUGAAGGGCGACGCCGAAGACGCGCCGCCUGCACUGCGACGGUGCGUCCUCCCUCCACGGCUCCACCACCACCCUCAAUUGGUCCAGCUCUCUAGCUUAAGGAAGAUGGGAAAUCUAUUAGGCUGUAUCCAAGUUAAUCAGUCCACUGUGGCGAUUAAGGAACAUUUUGGUAAGUAUGAGGAUGUGCUAGAGCCAGGAUGCCACUGUGUGCCUUGGUUCCUCGGAAGCCAAGUGGCUGGUCAUCUCUCACUCCGUGUGCAGCAAGUGGAAGUCCGUUGUGAGACCAAGUCCAAGGACAAUGUAUUUGUCAAUGUUGUGGCAUCGAUUCAGUACCGAGCCCUUGCUGGAAAGGCAAAUGAUGCCUUUUAUAAAUUGAGCAACACUAAGGGUCAAAUUCAGGCAUACGUUUUUGAUGUAAUCAGGGCCAGCGUUCCCAAACUCAAUCUUGAUGAUGUUUUUGAGCAAAAAAAUGAUAUCGCCAAGGCUGUUGAAAAUGAACUUGAGAAGGCUAUGUCUGCUUAUGGCUAUGAGAUUGUUCAGACUCUAAUUGUUGAUAUUGAACCGGAUGAGCACGUUAAGAAAGCUAUGAAUGAAAUCAAUGCUGCUGCUAGGCUAAGGCUUGCUGCGAAUGAGAAGGCAGAGGCUGAAAAGAUUUUGCAGAUAAAGAGGGCAGAGGGGGAGGCUGAGGCCAAGUACCUCGCAGGGUUAGGUAUUGCUCGCCAACGACAAGCCAUUGUGGAUGGGCUUAGAGACAGUGUUCUAGGGUUCUCGGUCAACGUCCCGGGAACCUCAGCCAAAGAUGUCAUGGACAUGGUUCUAGUCACCCAGUACUUUGACACAAUGAAGGAAAUCGGUGCUACCAACAAAUCAUCCACCGUCUUCAUCCCUCAUGGGCCCGGAGCAGUUCGUGACGUGGCUUCUCAGAUCCGUGAUGGCCUUCUCCAGGCUUCUCACCGUGACUAACGACCUCCGUAAAUGCUCAUACCUCCAAACUUUGUGUUCAUACAAAUGUUUAGCAGAUAGUCUUGAUGGUCUGAUCUUUUGGAGAAUGGACUUAGAUGGUACGGGCCUGGGAAUUGUCGCACAGUUAUUGUGAAUUGUUCUUUGCCAUUUUUAAGUUACCCUUUGAUAGCUAGCUGGGUGCCAAAAAAGUCUUUCUGCUCCUACCUUAUUUGCUAGUUCUGGAGUACCUAAAGUUGGUCAAAAACAGGAGUAAAAGAGAGUAAAGUCUUGCAUUAUACUUAUUCACCAGAGCAGGAAAGAAAUAGUGGAAAUGAUC
This is a messenger RNA of Cuscuta campestris, 1399 nucleotides long. NCBI's taxonomy places the organism in Eukaryota, Viridiplantae, Streptophyta, Magnoliopsida, Solanales, Convolvulaceae. The record is from the annotation of a GenBank genome assembly.